GCGGGGCUGUGUCGAAAGUGCGGAGCGCAGCGCGCAGGCGCCGCCGCCGCCCCGGGCCGUGGAACAAAGGGAGCGCGGCCGCGGAAGUACAAAUAUAAUGUCAGGUGGCUGAAAAUUUGACUAUCAAAAUGUCAAAAAGGCCAUCCUAUGCCCCACCUCCCACCCCAGCUCCUGCAACCCAAAUGCCCAGCACCCCAGGGUUUGUGGGAUACAAUCCAUACAGCCAUCUGGCCUACAACAACUACAGGCUGGGAGGGAACCCGGGCACCAACAGCCGGGUCACGGCUUCCUCUGGUAUUACCAUUCCCAAGCCCCCCAAACCCCCAGACAAGCCCCUGAUGCCCUACAUGCGGUACAGCAGGAAGGUGGGUAUUGCCGUGUCCGUCAGUAAUAAAGUCAGUGUUCGUUUUUCCCUCCCUGUGGCACUGAAGCAGUUCCCCCCGGGCUCUGUUGCAGACUACGACGAUGGGUUCUCCAUGAAGCACACGGCCACGGCGCGGUUCCAGCGCAACCACCGGCUCAUCAGCGAGAUCCUCAGCGAGAGCGUGGUGCCCGACGUCCGCUCCGUGGUCACCACGGCCAGGAUGCAAGUCCUGAAACGCCAGGUUCAGUCCUUAAUGGUUCAUCAGCGUAAACUCGAAGCUGAGCUGCUGCAAAUUGAGGAGCGUCACCAGGAAAAGAAGAGGAAGUUUUUGGAAAGCACAGAGUCCUUCAACAACGAGCUUAAAAGGUUAUGCAGCUUGAAGGUGGAAGUGGAUAUGGAAAAAAUUGCAGCUGAGAUUGCCCAGGCUGAGGAACAGGCUCGCAAGAGGCAGGAGGAAAGGGAAAAGGAAGCAGCUGAGCAAGCCGAGCGCAGUCAGAACAACCUGGCAGCUGAGGAGGAGCAGGCAGCCAGCAAGGGGGAGGAGAAGAAGGAAGAGGAGAGCACUCCGAUGGAGACAGAGGAGCCUCACGCGGAGGAGAGCGCGGAGAACCAGCAGAACGGUGAGGAGGGGACCUCCACCCCCGAGGACAAGGAGAGCGGGCAGGAGGGCGUGGACAGCACGGCCGAGGAGGGGACCAGCGACAGCAACACGGGCUCGGAGAGCAACAGCGCGACCGUGGAGGAGCCGCCCGCAGACCCCACGGCCGAGGAGGGCGACAAGAAGGAAUAACCACUGUGUCUGUAAUGAAGUACUGUGUGAUCUCAGAACGUGCUCCGCGGCUGUUGUACCUUCCCUGCCUCUGUCACUUGUCUCCAAAGGAUCCCCGGGGGUUGAUGGCACGUCAGGUUACCAGUGUAGCGAUGUGAGGGGCCCUGUAGAGGCACAGGGUGUCCUGCAGCAGGCAGAAAAGGAACCUCAUGUGUCUAGGCACGGCUGUUGCAGUGUGGAGAGGGGCUUAUAUCACUUGGAAUUCUUCCCUAGAAAGACAGAUUUGGGUUUAGUUUUGGUUUUAGGUGAGAAAUCAGGCCUUCUCUCUUCCUUCUCGUUCCACAGCCGCAGUGACUGGCAGUUUUUCCAAAGGCCCUUCCUGUCCCUGUGUGGCAGCAGUGAGCUGCAGGUGUGUCUCACCCAGGCAGCAGCCCUGACUUGUCUGCACAACUGAGGCAUUUAAAGCUGAUGUUACUUUGGAGCAAAGGCCUGAUGUCACCUGGAGCCUCUCCUCAUCCAGCAGUCCGCUGUGUCCCACCGCUGCUGCGCUCUGUGCCAGCCCAGGGCAAGUUCUGCUGCAGCUGCCCUGCUCUUUGCUUUGAAAGAAGGCUUUCAGUCCUCAGGAGCAGCUCUGGAAUGAGGCUGAAAGGUGGGGUUUAGGGGGUUUUCGGUGUAACUUAGUUGUUUUUCUAGAGGAGCUGCUCUACAGUGAUGGAAAGUUGCUCGUGGUCUGCGUGCAGCGUGUCAGGAGAUCCAGCUCCAAAGGACUCAGUGUAGUCUUGCAGUAAAUGACACAUCUUCAGGGAUUUUUUCCUGUGGUGCAGGAUUCCUUUCAGCAAGCCUUUGCUUUUCUUUACCAAUUAACUCCUUUUUUUGCUACCAAGAGACCCUGGUGUGGCCUCAGCCAGAGCCCUGGCACAGUACAGAGCAGGAGAGCGUUUAAACACGCACAUGUUCUCUGAGCAGACAGUCACUGAUACGGCACAAAUGGUAAAAAAAUAGUAGUUUUGCUUGUCAUGAGCUUUCAGAACCUCUGGGAACUACAAGAAAAGGCCACAAUUUGCCCUAUAUAAGCAAAAGCCCUAAAAAAAAGAAAAAAAUACAUUUAAUUGCAACAAAAGCUCCAGGCAACUUUUUGACUUUACAACUGA
This is a messenger RNA of Lepidothrix coronata (blue-crowned manakin), 2284 nucleotides long. It is a transcript of the gene SMARCE1, whose product is annotated as SWI/SNF related, matrix associated, actin dependent regulator of chromatin, subfamily e, member 1. Gene Ontology annotation, biological process: negative regulation of DNA-templated transcription. Gene Ontology annotation, molecular function: nucleosomal DNA binding; nuclear receptor binding. The record is from RefSeq and is a predicted model, not a curated record. The coding region runs from base 129 to 1154 and encodes 341 amino acids. NCBI's taxonomy places the organism in Eukaryota, Metazoa, Chordata, Aves, Passeriformes, Pipridae. The transcript is spliced from 9 exons. Gene Ontology annotation, cellular component: SWI/SNF complex.